This is a messenger RNA of Baudoinia panamericana UAMH 10762, 411 nucleotides long. RefSeq lists its product as uncharacterized. The transcript is spliced from 2 exons. The record is from RefSeq and is a predicted model, not a curated record. NCBI's taxonomy places the organism in Eukaryota, Fungi, Ascomycota, Dothideomycetes, Mycosphaerellales, Teratosphaeriaceae. The coding region runs from base 1 to 411 and encodes 136 amino acids.
AUGGCGACAGACUUCGACAGCCUUCACAAGCAGAUCAUUGCAAACGCCGAGUUCCUGCUCGGUAGCGACACCAUCAGCGCAGCGAAAGACACUCGCGAUGGGCUGAACGUGGUCGUAUUCGGUACCAACGCGGCGUACACCGGCGCAGUCGUAAUCGGCUUACGCCCAGCAAUCGAAGGGCCUGAAUGCAGCACGCCCCAUCUCGCCCUGGCCAGGCUACUUACCACUACGUGCGAGCUCCUCGCCAGGUAUGUAGGGCCGCAAAACCUACGUCGAGCAGUAUCGCUAAUCAUAGAGCGCAGCUACGUGCCCAAGCUCAGCGCGCACCAGCGCAACAUUCAUGGGGGCGGCGUCUUUGACGAGGACUUAAUCAGUCCCGAAUUGGUAGAAGUGCAGAAGUCUUCUGCAUAA